UAGAGAACUGUCUUCAGUUUUGAAAUUUCAACUUUCCAUAUUUCGGGCUUUUGGAUAUUUUUCCAUUUCGUUUAAUAAUAGUUUAAAUAAAAUCAAACAUGGCUUUUCUAUAUUUUGGUCAAUUUUAAGUAUAACCCUCAUAAACAUAUUAGUUGUUAUUAUUUCGAAGUAUCCACAUUUGUUUCUCGUGGUGGAUGAUGCGUUUUCCUUGUUUUUGGAUUGGAUGAAGUUGUCAGCCCUAAUUGCGUCUUUAAAUGUUUCGACUUUGCAAUCGCUUCUAUGCCAAAAUCACGAAUGGCAAUUUUGGAAAUUAUACCUUAAAGUCCGUUCUAGUCGUUAUCCAAAUGUCAUGGAUCAAAAUCUGUGGAGUCAACUGCACGAGCAUAGAAGUUACAUUUCGAAAUUGGUUUUUGCUAUUUUCAUACACUUAGCAUGCAUUGCUGGAUUCUCAUCGGAUUACAACAGCACUCCGAAACUUACGCUAUUUUGGGCUAUUACCGGAUUCCUUACGUUAAUCAAUGUCAUACGUAAUGGACAGAUGAUUCUUUGUAUGGAAUUGAUUCGUAUUGAAGUGGAACAUCUGGAAAAGGAUUUGAUAACGUUAAAUGAAUUUAUUCAAUGGGAGACUCCAAAUGUAGCCUUUCCACAAUUUGAUGAAUUUAUUCGGCUGCGUAUUGUGGAAAAACAAAAGAUCUAUGAGGAUAUUUUUGGAAUGAGUCAGUCAUUUCAGGAAGCGUGUAAUUGGUCAAUGGUGGUGCAUUUAUUGCGGGGAUACAUAAGAGUGCUGGUGGAGUUUUAUUUUUGCAUCUUUCUAGGGAUGAAAACUUGGAAGCCUAUGCAGGACUUGUUAUUGGUGCCAGCAAUUUUGGAAAUACCCAUGUUUUUGCUAACGGCUAAGAGUUGUAUGAAUGCGGCAAAAUACAUAUCAUACAGGGUGCACAAUUUGAAACACAGUGCAGAUAACAUAGCAGCUUCUGUUCAGAUUCAAAAUUUCUCAUUGCAAAUACUGCAUCAACAAAUUAAAAUUGAUGGAUUGGGAAUAGCAUCAAUGGAUGGAUAUAUGCUAACCAAGGCUGUUGGAUCGAUUACAACUUACAUGGUGUUUUUCAUACAAUUUAUGCCUAAAUUUAAAUCAAAGUUUGAUUAAAAAUUUCGCAACUAUAUAAAUAACAAUUAAAAUAACUCAACAGUGAAAAUCUGCACUCCAAUAAAAUUAGACACCCAAAUAGACACACACAUAUUUUUGUCAAACCUACUUUUAUUAUUAUCUUCAAUAAAUAUAUAAUAAUGUAUCAUAAUAAUAAAUUUCCAAGCAAUUUAAAAUUUAAUUUUGAUUUGUUUCUAUGUUUUUUGUAUUUGUAUUACAAUGCAAAUUUAUAGCGUAGUAUAAAAACGAUUGUAAUCAUAAUAUUUUGGUCAUUUGUGUUUUUUUUUUUCCUUUCUUUCUCAUUUAAUUUAAUUUUGUCUAAAAUCUACAAUUAAUCAAAUUUGGUAAUGUUAAAAUUUUAGAAUAAAUUUCUCAAUAUACUAAAAAGCUUUCUUAUUAAAAAAAAAAAAAAUAAUCAAAAAAUUUAAAAAAGUGAAUUUUAUUAAAUGCAUUUUUUUAAAGACUUUAUUUUGUAGUUUUUAUGAUUACUCUACUAAAAUACAUUGUUAUGUAAUGUAUUGUAUAUUUUUUGUUAUCUUAUUUAAGUCUGAAGAAAUUGUAUCUACAAAUUAUUUGGUGUUUUAAAGGUCAAUAAAUAAAAAUAAAGGAUUUUUCUAUAUAU
Eupeodes corollae is the source of this 1769-nucleotide messenger RNA. RefSeq names its product gustatory receptor 8a (gene Gr8a). Bases 224 to 1147 code for a protein of 307 amino acids. Lineage: Eukaryota; Metazoa; Arthropoda; Insecta; Diptera; Syrphidae. Gene Ontology annotation, biological process: sensory perception of taste. Gene Ontology annotation, cellular component: membrane. The transcript is spliced from 5 exons. The record is from RefSeq and is a predicted model, not a curated record.